Molecule: messenger RNA, 777 nt
Organism: Tribolium madens (black flour beetle)
Lineage: Eukaryota; Metazoa; Arthropoda; Insecta; Coleoptera; Tenebrionidae
Gene: PSMG1
Exons: 3
Coding region: 80-757 (225 amino acids)
Biological process (GO): proteasome core complex assembly
Cellular component (GO): endoplasmic reticulum
Molecular function (GO): proteasome binding
Source: RefSeq, a predicted model, not a curated record
UGAGAAGCAUAUUCUGACAGUCAUCACAAAAACAUAUUUAAAUUUGCAAAUUCGUAUAUUUGAAUUAAAGAAAUUCAUAAUGGUAUUUGGUGAAAUUGUUGAACCAUCAACCCGAGCGUUAAUUGAUGAUGAAUAUGAAGAAUAUCGAGAAUACAUCAAGCCAGAAUUAAAGUGGGAAGGAACAUUUAAGGCACCUCCAGACCUUGACACGUUAAUUUUCGUUGAAGGAAGCAAAAUACUUAAAUUAUUUGAUGCCUUGGUUUUAAACAAACGAGACCUUGUCUGCAUGUUAAAAGUUGCUGGAAUAGAAAUAUUUAAUGGAAAAAAUGGCAAAUACAUUGUCACUUACACCAAACAAGAAAUAACAACUGGCGAAAUCAUCGAAGAACUUGUGGAAUGGCUAAGAAAAGCCGCACAUAUUUAUGCAUUGACUUCAGAAUCUGCUGCUUCUUACCAAAAUUUACAAAUGAUAGAAAAACCAGAAACUCUAAUAAGAAAACUUUCCACAGAAAGUAAUUGUUUUCCAAAUUACAAGAAACUGGAGUCGCCUAAUUUAGUAUCAGGUCUAGGGGCUGAUGUUUUAUCGUUUUCUAUUCAUACAGGAUUAAAAUCGACCUUAUUUGUCGUAUAUAUGGACAAUUCGCCCCUUGAUUCAAUUAAUACCAGCCCCAUUAUCCAGUUGAUUAAACUUCUAGACUUGAACGUGAAUUUGUCUUCUACAAAUCUAAACCCAGUACCCAGUAAUUUAUAUUUGUAAGCAAUAAACAAUAAAUUUCA